Messenger RNA from Tarenaya hassleriana, 1540 nucleotides. Its product is annotated as SNF1-related protein kinase regulatory subunit gamma-1. The record is from RefSeq and is a predicted model, not a curated record. Lineage: Eukaryota; Viridiplantae; Streptophyta; Magnoliopsida; Brassicales; Cleomaceae. Bases 124 to 1395 code for a protein of 423 amino acids. The transcript is spliced from 6 exons.
GGGUAUUUCAAUUCAACGAUCGUAGACCAUCACCGAAACACUUCCGAUCGAAAAGGAGAGGUUUCUUUUUUGGGGGUUUCGGAGGAAAAGACGGGAACUUUCACGGUGGGUUUGUCGGAAAAGAUGGCGAGUGUGCCGGAGAUAAAGAUAGUGAGGAGUGAGAGCUUGAGUCAAAGAAGUGACGUGUCGAGCCCGGAAGCGAAGCUUGGAAUGCGAGUCGAAGAUCUCUGGGAUGUUCAGGAGCCGCAGCUCAGUCCCACUGAUAAGCUCAACGCUUGCUUUGAGAGCAUCCCCGUCUCCGCCUUCCCGCCCGCACCUGCCUGCCAAGACGUCGAGAUCAAAUCCGAUGCAACUUUGGCUGAAGCUGUUGAGAUACUCUCGAAGCACAAGAUCUUGAGCGCACCAGUGGUGAAUGUCAAGGCAGCUGAAGAUGACAGCUGGAUUGACCGCUACCUCGGCAUUGUGGAGUUUGCAGGCAUCGUUGUCUGGCUUUUGCAUCAGUUAGAACCUCCAUCUCCCAGAAGCCCGUCUUCGGUUGCAGCUGUAAACGGAACUUUUCAUGAUGCUGAGGUUUCAGGCAAUGGGGAUUCAGCAGUAACAUCUGGAAACUUCUUUGAGGCUCUUACUUCAUCAGAGCUAUACAAGAAUACCAAGGUCCAAGAUAUAUCUGGAACAUUCCGAUGGGCUCCAUUUCUUGCUCUUCAGAAGGAGAACUCCUUUCUAACAAUGCUGUUGCUUCUUUCAAAGUACAAAAUGAAAAGCAUCCCAGUGGUGGAUUUGGGCGAAGCAAAGAUUGAGAACAUAAUCACACAAUCAGCAGUUAUCCACAUGCUGGCAGAAUGUGCCGGGCUACACUGGUUCGAGAACUGGGGAACCAAAACUCUAUCUGAAGUCGGUCUCCCCAUUAUGUCAAAAGGUCAUAUGAUCAAGGUGUAUGAUGAUGAACCGGUUCUUCAGGUGUUCAAGCUGAUGAGGAAAAAGAGAAUCGGAGGUAUGCCCGUGAUUGACCGGGAAAGUAAUAAACCAUUGGGCAACAUAAGCCUAAGAGACGUUCACUUUCUUCUCACUGCACCAGAGAUCUACCACGACAACAGGUCAAUCACUGCGAAGAACUUUCUAGAGGCGGUGAGGGAGUACUUGGAGAAUCACGGGGAGACAUCUGCCCCGAUGCUGAGUGGAGUGAUCGCUUGCACGAAGAACCACACCCUGAAAGAACUGAUUCUGAUGCUUGAUACCGAGAAGAUCCACAGAAUAUACGUAGUGGAUGAGGAUGGCAACCUCGAAGGCCUCAUCACGCUGCGAGACAUCAUCUCGAGACUGGUUCAUGAGCCGCCUGGUUAUUUCGGGGAUUUCUUCGAUGGGGUUUUGCCUCUUCCAGUGAACAGCCGAGUCUGACUUCCAACCAAGUGCCGCCGUUUCAGUGUGUUUGUGAUGUUUUGUACGUGUGAAUGAAUGAAUGAAACUGCUGUUUUGGUUCUUGUCUGAACAUUGCUUUUGAGACUCCGAGCUUUCUUGAUGACAGAAUCUGUGUUUAUAUACC